Molecule: messenger RNA, 1426 nt
Organism: Branchiostoma floridae (Florida lancelet)
Lineage: Eukaryota; Metazoa; Chordata; Leptocardii; Amphioxiformes; Branchiostomatidae
Exons: 3
Coding region: 38-1030 (330 amino acids)
Source: RefSeq, a predicted model, not a curated record
UCAAAAGGACGAAACGAUUUCAAGCAACAGAAGUGGUAUGAUUACAUCGACCGACUCAUGCGAGAAUGGUGCCUACGCUGUUCCUCCUGUUGGAGAUACCGGUAACAUACCUAACAUUCAGCAAAAUAACCUUUAUCUGAAUCCUAUACAAAACGCAAUACGAGAUCACAAUACGAUGUACGCGCAGAGAACCCUCGAAUCUGACCAGAACCACGGGCAAAACACGUCCAGCUACAAUCCGCUGUACCUGCCAAGUGACGAGAGCGCCAAUCCGACAUUCGUUUCCAAUCCUCAACCAAAAAGCCGUUUGCUCGAAACGUCAGAGCCACAAAUCUUUGAGACUUCGUCAGUGACUGUUGGAGAAACGGCCGAAGCUGUCACCGUCGUUUCAGCACCAGCCACAGGAAACGAAGACCUAAAAGACGAUACGGCACAAGGACGUCCGGGCACUGGAAAUGAAGAAUCUGCCUCCUCCAGACAAGCAGACAUUGAUGACAGUAUACAGCCAUAUGCAGUUCGAUAUCACGAUGAUGAUAUGUUAACGAGCAGUGCAAGUCAGAACGGAGAAACAGAUGUUGUCACUUCAGAUGACGUCGACAUUCAACCUUACGCUGUCGCAUACAUGGGCCAGGAUGACGUGGCAAGUUCGGAAGAAACUCGGACAAAGGAUGCCUCUCAUCAUCCUUGCUCUCAUAAAAGAGCAGCAGCUUCAAACUCCUCACCGGUUGGUACUGAAGAUUCAGCCGAUUCUAAAAACGACCUGAUCACGAAUCAGAUGUACCAGCCGGGACAACCAGCUGCUUCUUUCGGGUCUCGAUAUCGCCGCACGUGUCUUGCUGUAUUCAUGACCACUCUCGUAGUGUCUUCGAUCCUCGGUGGAAUCUUAAGCGUGGUACUCAACUUGACCAUACCAGAAUCCACAACGAUCUUGCCUACCAAUGACUCAUCUUUAGUAGCAACACCAACACUGCCAUCGGCCCUUACGAGCUCACAAGGUAAUUUUCUUCAACUUCUAGAAACCUUACCUUAGACCUUCCCGCAACACUGUUGCAUUGGUCAACUCGGUGAGCUUAUUUUCUCCAUAGGGUACGGUCUUGCGCUGCUACUGCCAUAAUUUCCAUGUUGUUCAGACCCAUAUCUCUUCUGUCAUUUAAGAUGGUUCAUCUUAUUGUAAUAAUUGGUUAGGUGCUAAACAUGUCUGACAAAUGUCCAUCUUCUUUUUCUGACCAUCUCACUGGCUAAAGGCACCUUACCUCUUCGCAUGACCUCUUCAUUUGUGACGUGGUCACGCCAGGAGAUGCCUAGGAUUGUCCUAAGCCAAUUUGAAUUCUAGAAAAAGGACUAUAAAAAACAUUUUCUCGUGUUCUUAAUGUCGGUUUUACGUUCUUCAUAUUGUACAGUGGCUGGAUUUGGUGCUAAUGACUCA